Messenger RNA from Exophiala bonariae, 1467 nucleotides. RefSeq lists its product as uncharacterized. The transcript is spliced from 2 exons. Lineage: Eukaryota; Fungi; Ascomycota; Eurotiomycetes; Chaetothyriales; Herpotrichiellaceae. The record is from RefSeq and is a predicted model, not a curated record. Gene Ontology annotation, molecular function: oxidoreductase activity, acting on the aldehyde or oxo group of donors, NAD or NADP as acceptor. Bases 1 to 1467 code for a protein of 488 amino acids.
AUGAGCGACUCACUAGACAGAAUACUUGCUGCGGCAGUGGACGGUCAAGCACAAAGCCAGCGUUUCAUUCAGCGACAACUCAGCCGCCUCCACGAGCAUUUCGUGAGAGAUGGCCCAGAAAUUCGGGCUGCGAUGAAGAAUGAUGGUAGCCAAACGACGUCUGAAAUCGAGAUUCAGUACACAUUAGCUCUCGAGACCAUCACAAAAUCGUUCUCUGAAAGCGACUUUCAGAAAUUAUUGGCGACAGAAUAUAAGAUUGCGUAUUCCGAAAAUACUCCUGACCAUAGAUGUGCCUAUGGUGCUGCAUAUAUUGCACCAGCAACCUACAACCUGGUCUACUCAACUGUUGCGGCGGUUUCAACUGCAAUCGCGGCUGGUAACUGUGUUAUACUUGAGUUACCUAAAACACUCUCAGCAACGUCAGAUGUGCUGAGGAAAACAUUAUCAAACGCGCUUGAUCACGAUACCUUCACUAUCGUUGACAAGAACGUCGACCAAAACAAGUUAUCGCGAAAGACGGUUCGUUUGCAGGGCUCUCCGAGUGGGGACGUUAGUCCUUCGCCAGAGACUCUGAUUGUUCCAAGUACGAGAGCAAUUGCAAUCGUGGAUCGGUAUGCAGACUUCCAGAAAACCGCUAAAGCAAUCAUCCGAGCACGGUUUGCAUUCGAAGGGAAAUCACCGAUCGCUCCACAACUCGUAUUGGUCAACGAAUACCGUAUCAAAGAGUUCUGCAACGCCAUUGCCGAAAACACCAGCAAAUACUUUGCAUCACAAAUUGAGGGAAAUAGCACGUCGGACAGUAGUCUUGCCGCAAAGUCUCGUGCUAUUCGAGCUUCUGCGAAUGAGUUGGACAAGGCUGGUGCAGAAACGAUCUUGUCUGGAUCCAGGGGUGUGGUAGUACGGGUCAACGACCGAUCCUCGUCUCUGCUGAGAAAACAUGUUAACGAGCCCCUGCUGAUCAUUCACCCGGUCAGAAGUCUUGAUGACGCUAUGGAUCUUGCCAGCAGAACCUCUGGUGACGAGCCACUUGCUGCUCUGCACGUCUUUGGAAGUCCAGAGGUCGGCAAGUAUGUCUCUCAAUUUGUUCACAGCCAUCUGACAUGUAUCAAUGAUAUUCCGGUUGAGCUGGUCGUGGCACCAUUGACGCCCGUCGGAUUCGCCACGCUGCUUGGACAGCCAUACAGGAAGGAGAUGUUCACAACGGCGAAACCACAGUAUAUUGAAUUUGGGAAGAGAGAACAGCAGCUAAGCACGCUCAUCGAAAGCAACAACGAAGCUGAGGCAGUGAAGCUGAGGAAGCAGGCGCAAGCUAUCAAGGUCGAUAUGAAGCAGCCAGCUGGUCAUCUUCUUGGUCAUUUCGAGCAGGGGCUGUUGGUAGGAGCAUCACUUGCACUGGUCACGAUUGUGACUGGGGUGACCUUACUUAUGAAGCAAGGUAUCCCCUUAUUGAAGACAUGGAGAUUCUGA